Drosophila willistoni is the source of this 2909-nucleotide messenger RNA. RefSeq names its product potassium voltage-gated channel unc-103 (gene sei). Gene Ontology annotation, cellular component: membrane. The transcript is spliced from 13 exons. The record is from RefSeq and is a predicted model, not a curated record. NCBI's taxonomy places the organism in Eukaryota, Metazoa, Arthropoda, Insecta, Diptera, Drosophilidae. Gene Ontology annotation, biological process: membrane repolarization during action potential; potassium ion transmembrane transport. Bases 282 to 2885 code for a protein of 867 amino acids. Gene Ontology annotation, molecular function: inward rectifier potassium channel activity.
AUUCGGCAUUUUUUUUUUGUAAAUUUUUAAACGUUGCUCCUUUCGAUAACUUGCUCAAUCGAUAGAAAAACGUUGUUUGGUAACAUUCGUUUAUUUUUUAAAGCAAUAAAUUAAUACAACGUGAAGCUGUAACUGGUUAUGGAAGUCGCUUAAAAUAAAAUCCGUAAAUUUUUAUUUAUCACUUAAUUUCUCCCAAUGAUAAAACCAAAAAGAAAUGCCUUUAAAGUUGCUUGAACAGUGAAAUACAAGGAGGAAAGUUUCAUUAUUGAUUAUUCUAUUGGAUGCCUCUGCUUAUGGCAAAACUGAAGAUGUCUCACAAGUCUUGCGUUGAAUUGAGCGAAAUUCGAAAACUGGAUAAAAUUGUACGACAGUGUGAGCUUUAUUUGUCAAAUAACAAUAUGGAUUCAUUGAAUAACGAACCAUUAAAGAAACAAGGCGGCCUGAAAAAAAAUUGCAUCACAAAAUCCAAUAAGUUCGUUGAAAGGGAACUAUUUUCUCUCAUGUGCAAUUUAAAUAAAAUAGAAAAGAAACAGAUAUUUGUUUCAGAUAUACUAAUUAAUGCAAGCAUGUUUGACGAUAAAAAGGAAAGUCAGUCAAGAUAUUCCAAGCAUGUGUCGGAUCAUAAUGUUUUGCUUUAUCAUAAAUUUGUGCGAUAUAGUGACAGUAAUGCUCUAAGUAUAAAAACAAAACGAAGUGGCAAAUCUGUGGAGAAAAAUAAAUUGAAUUGUGUAUUCUCACCGCUAAUGAGUGAAAUAAAUUCAAAACGAGAAUGCAUAAAAAGGACAAAGGCUAAUAAAUGCGAACACGAAUUCGAAUCGAGUAAUUACAAUAAAAAUGAUUUGAAAGUUUUCAAACCAUCUUAUGGUCUUAACGAUUGUACCGGCAAAUGCAUGAAAUGUGAUAAGAAAAAAUUGUAUUUUAAGUAUCAGAAUACGCUAAAGAAAAAAUGUGAACUUUUUUGUUCAUAUGAUAUCUUGCCAAAAAAUAAUAUUGAAAUUGCACAGCAAAAUAAAUGCAAUAAUACAAAUAGCAAACCCUUCGAUUGUGUGUUCAAAAACACAAAGUAUAAUUCAUCGGAAAAGGGAGCUCAAAAUAUUAUGGCCGAUCGCUAUGACGACAUUUUGGAUAAAGAAGCAUUACUUGGAUCAAAAAGCGAAAUUCGUCUACCGGAUCCUGUGGACACGGUACUUUCACUUGGUGGCAAUAUCAUUCAUGAUCAGAAAUUACAAAAUAAUACCUAUCAUAAAUGGACACUCUUACACUAUUCCCCAUUUAAAGCUGUUUGGGAUUGGAUUAUAUUAAUCUUAGUUAUGUAUACGGCGAUAUUUACUCCUUAUGUAGCUGCAUUUCUUCUCGGUGAACAAGAUUAUCAGAGGAAAAAUAAUAUAAAUACGGAUCCCAUUGUUAUAAUUGACUUGAUUGUGGACGUUACAUUUAUCGUAGACAUUCUAAUUAAUUUUCGCACUACGUUCGUUAAUGGUCAAGAUGAGGUUGUCUCACAUCCAGGACGUAUUGCUGUGCACUAUUUAAGCGGAUGGUUUCUCAUCGAUUUAGUGGCUGCUGUUCCAUUUGACUUGCUUCUCGUUGGAAGUGAUACCGAUGAGACAACCACUUUAAUUGGACUCCUAAAAACGGCUAGACUUUUGAGGCUUGUUCGUGUGGCAAGAAAAAUUGAUAGGUAUUCGGAAUACGGGGCGGCUGUGUUAAUAUUGCUAAUGGCAACGUUUAUUUUAAUCGCCCAUUGGUUGGCCUGCAUAUGGUAUGCAAUUGGAAAUGCCGAAAGAUCGAUGGCUUCAAAGAAUACUGGAUGGCUGCAUUCCUUGGCCUAUGAUAUUCAAGAGCCGUAUUUUGACAAUAAAACAGGAGGACCCUCUAUUAAGUCCCGUUACAUUACUGCCUUAUAUUUUACAUUUACUUCUUUGACUUCCGUUGGAUUUGGAAACGUUGCUCCUAAUACUGAUGCUGAGAAAAUAUUCACCAUAUGUGUAAUGCUUGUAGGAUCUCUAAUGUAUGCAAGUAUUUUUGGAAAUGUAUCUGCUAUAAUACAAAGACUUUAUUCGGGAACCGCCCGUUACCAUACUCAAAUGCUGCGAGUUCGCGAAUUUAUACGAUUUCAUCAGAUUCCAAAUCCACUCAGACAAAAACUAGAGGAAUAUUUCCAACAUGCUUGGACAUACACCAAUGGAAUUGAUAUGAACUCUUUGCUUAAGGGAUUUCCAGAAUGUCUUCAAGCAGAUAUAUGUUUGCAUCUCAAUCGCAAAUUAUUAACCACUUGCUCAGCAUUUGCCGAUGCUAGUCCGGGUUGUUUGAGAGCCUUUUCGCUGAAAUUUAAAACAACUCAUGCACCACCUGGCGACAUUUUGGUGCAUAAAGGAGAUGUUCUAACCUCACUAUUCUUUAUAGCUAGAGGAUCAAUUGAAAUUCAAAGAGAUAGUACCAUGAUUGUUAUAUUGGGUAAAAACGAUAUAUUCGGCGAGAAUCCGUGCAUUUAUCCAACUCUUGGCAAAUCAAAUGCAGUUGUCAGAGCUUUGACAUAUUGUGACAUUCAUAAGAUACAUAGAGAUGAUUUGCUAGACAUUUUGGACUCAUAUCCCGAAUUCCUGGAUAGCUUUGUUAGCAACCUGGUUAUCACUUAUAAUAUGAGAGACGAUGAACAUUGCGGUGUGGACAUAAAACAUCGCUAUUUGCGAGCAAAAUCUUCUGAUAAACUAAGAAGUACCAGUGACAUCCCAUCAAUAAGAAUUGUCGGACUACGAUAUAAAAAGCAUAACGUCAAUACGGCUAUGCAUAAACCGAAAAACGAUAAUUCCGGAGACCUUAAUAUUUUUAUAGAAAAUGAAAUGGAAAACUAUCACUUGGACUUAUUUGAGCACAAUAAUACAUAGUGACAUAGAUUAAAUAGUUGUUAU